Messenger RNA from Pleuronectes platessa (European plaice), 3727 nucleotides. It is a transcript of the gene hgfa, whose product is annotated as hepatocyte growth factor a. The record is from RefSeq and is a predicted model, not a curated record. Bases 186 to 2345 code for a protein of 719 amino acids. Gene Ontology annotation, biological process: proteolysis. NCBI's taxonomy places the organism in Eukaryota, Metazoa, Chordata, Actinopteri, Pleuronectiformes, Pleuronectidae. The transcript is spliced from 18 exons. Gene Ontology annotation, molecular function: serine-type endopeptidase activity.
GACAGAGGAGCGGCGCACACCCGAGUCAAAAGGGGGUUGAACCGAGGACGUGCGACUCCUUGGAAAAGUGGCUUCCGAGGGAGGACGGAGUGAGUCUAGAGCCGAUCACCAGCCACCCGGGACUUCACUCAGCCACAGACACUUUCCCCCGGACUCGAACCUGCAACAACAGCUCCCGUGCCACCAUGAGGAUAAACGUAUGGAUUUACCAGGCGCUGGUGUGCGCUGCCCUCACUGUACUGGACUCAGGUUUGUGCAGAAGGAGCCAUCACUCGUUACAGCGGUAUGAGAAGAGCGAGAGCCACAUGCUGGUCUGCACAGACUGUCCUCAGGCCCCUCUGGUGCGAAACAACCGCUCGCAGGAGCAAUGCGCUCGCAAGUGCAAGAAGAAAAACUUCAACUGCAGGGCUUUCAACUUUCAGAAGCACAACAGGAAAUGCUUCUUGCUUCCCUUCGACCGUUUCACCCGAGGCGUGAAGAAGCAGGCCAACGUCAACUUUACUCUGUAUGAAAAAAAAGAUUAUAUAAGGGAGUGUAUCGUCGGCACCAAGGACUACAGAGGGAGGAGGUCUUGGACCAAGUCGAACAUCACUUGCCAAGCUUGGUCAGAUAAUAACAUCAAUGAACACACGUUUUAUCCUGAUAGUUUCCCGGCGGAAGACCUGAGGGAGAACUUCUGUCGGAAUCCCAAGAACGAUCCAGGUGGUCCGUGGUGCUACACCACUGACCCCAAUGUGCGAGUGGAGGAGUGUGGUGUGCCGCAGUGUUCGGAGGACGUCUGUAUGACGUGUAACGGGGAGGAUUACCGAGGCAAAGUGGACCAUACCGAGAGCGGAAAGGAGUGUCAGCGGUGGGACUCAGUGAGGCCUCACAAACACCUUUUCCAGCCCAAAAAGUAUCGUGGCAAAGAUUUAAAGGACAACUACUGCCGUAACCCGGAUAAUCGUCGCCGGCCCUGGUGCUACACCAUGGAUCCGAAAACCCCGUGGGAGUUCUGCAACAUCACUGUGUGUGAGUCGGACUCCAGCGAGGACACAGACGUCAAUGUCACGACGUCCUGCGUCCAGGGGAAGGGCGAAGGUUACCGGGGCACAACGUCUGUCACUCCUGAGGGCGUGACGUGUCAGCGCUGGGACUCUCAGUUCCCCCAUAACCACUCGUUUCUGCCCCAGAACUUCAAAUGCAACUUGUGUGUGUGCCACAGGGACCUGCGAGAGAACUACUGCCGUAACCCCGACGGAGCCGAUUACCCAUGGUGCUUCACUACAGACCCUAAACAGAGGAAAGCCAACUGCACCCACAUCCCCAGGUGUGAUGCUGAGGCCACACAAAAAAUAGAGUGUUACGAGGACGUCGGAGAGAUGUACCGGGGAACUUUAUCCAUAACUCGCUCUGGGAUUCCCUGUGCCAACUGGUCACAUCACAUAGACAGUGGGGAUUCUCACUCUACAGUGUCCCAUGUAGGGCUGGAGAACAACUACUGCCGGAACCCGGACCGGGACAAGCACGGCCCCUGGUGCUACACCAAUCCAAAUAACCGCCUGGCCUGGGACUACUGCAAACUGAAGCACUGUGAAUCAUCCACAGUAGCUCCUCAACCCAGCAAUCUAACCCGACCAAAGAUAUCGUGCUUCGUGCACAUAAACACCAGAAUAGUCGGCGGACAUCAAGUGCGAGGGACAGACGGCAGCUGGGUGGUGAGCAUCCAAAGAGAGAAGGCUCAUUUGUGUGGCGGCUCGCUGAUCAGAGAGGACUGGGUUUUGACCGACCAGCAGUGCUUCACCUCCUGUGUUCCAGAUCUCAGGGAUUACAGCGUGCAGGUCGGCCUGCGCCACCUCAACCAGUCGUCCCACCACCCGAGGCUGCGCAUCUCGCGCCUGAUCUGCGGCCCAGAGGGAUCCAACCUGGUCAUGCUGAAACUGGCAGACCCUGCUCCUGUGUCUGAAGGGGCCUCCACGAUUCAUCUCCCAGUGAAAGACUGUCACAUCCCCGAAGGCACCAACUGCACCAUGUAUGGAUGGGGGGAAACCAAAGACGCGGGAUACGACGAGGCCCUGAACACAGUCACGAUGCCGAUGGUCAACAAUGACAUGUGCUCGCAGAUCAAAGGGGACGCCGGGGAAAGCAGGAUAUGCGCCGGCGGCAUGAGAGGAGAAGGUGUCUGUGAUAGAGAUAACGGCGGCCCGUUGGUCUGCCAGGAGCAUGAGCGCAAAGUCAUCGUGGGCGUGAGCAUCCAGAGGACGAAAUGUGCCUCGUCGCAGCCGGCUCUCUUCGUCAACGUCGCUUUCUACUCGGAGUGGAUUUAUAAAGUGUUCAAGCUUUACCCCAGCCCGGAGAGGAACUGAAAUAGAAUCCGGAGCGUACCACAGCUGGCGAGAGGCGGGAGGCGACUCUGGGUCGGACCUCUCCGGCUCGGACCGCAGGGGAGACAUGAGGGGAAAUCACCAGUUUGGGGAUUUUAGCGGCCGAGGCUGUCGUUUCACGGAGAGGACGGGGACUCGUGACUGAAGAGUGGAUACGAUAAAGUGGAAUCUCCCGCGCUCCCCCACGUGCAGGUUGUUAGCCUCCAGGACAUUUUAACAACCAAAGUCUCGGACACAUGGACCACGUACCAAUUGUAUUUUGACAUGAGAAUGACACGUGUGAGUAUUAUCUCCUGGAAUAUACUUGAAUAUGGACGGAGCCCAGAUCUCCUGUUGGACACAUCUGGGACUGGGAUUUCUUUCUUUGCUUUUUUAUUUUAACGUGUUGAGCUGGACUGCAAAACUUUUCUUUACCUCCAACACACACACACACAGAUGUUAACAAAUAUACAAAUUUGGCCACAGUGAUUUCCGAUGCCAUAGAAAUAUAACCAUACUCCAAAAUAAACAAGGUACGACCAAAAAGGAAGAAGAACUGGUCUGUGACUUUAAACCUGUAAACUUUGCUUCAGAUAUACCGUGAAUUAGGUGUAUAGAAUACACUACAGCUGCUUGAAACGCUGACUGCAGCAGCCCUGGCCAACCAUUCAGUGCUCGUUGUGCGCAGUAGCCGGACUGCCUUUUCCCCUGUUAGCUGUAACUGUUAGUUUCCCCCCCCGUGAGAGGGUCUAAGUAGGAACUGAGCAAACUGCUCCAGAUCUUAUGCUAAUAUUUGAAGCAUGAGAGAGAAGAGCCGUGCCAAAUAUAACAAGGUUAUUUGGUCUCCAGUUUGGAGGGAACUGUGGCCCCUGGCGGGCUGUGUGUGGUCAGUAGGAUAUUUUAUAUAUAUAUAUGUAUUUCUUUUUUAAUUUUCAUGGAAGGUGACUCCUUAUGUACAUAACUGCAGAUUUAUUGAGUAUGUCUCUGCCGUGCCAUAAGAUUUUAUCGGUCUUAUAGAUCUGGAAUAUUUUUGGUUCACUGAGUAAUGUCAGAUUGGCUUCUUCCUGUUUCGGAUUGUGUUUAAUAUUUAAAAGAUAGGACUUGUGGAUUGUGAGCGGUCGGUUUGUUGUAUUUAUUUUUUUGGAAAGAGCAGAAGACGUUGCAGAUAAUGAUACUUGGCUUUUGUUUCUCACACUAUAAUAACAUGCUGCGUGUUUGACUCCAGGUUAAAGACACAGAAACAGAAAGGAACACAUCGUUGACAAUGUGCCUUAUACAUUCAAACUAGAGACUGUAGAUAAAGAUGGACGACACGUCUCCACUUCCUCCCACUAUCCAGAUGUGAAGCCAAAUUAUCCUGGAUGCAAAGUUCCGGUGGGGGGGGG